Messenger RNA from Hordeum vulgare subsp. vulgare (domesticated barley), 2682 nucleotides. RefSeq names its product subtilisin-like protease SBT5.4. Gene Ontology annotation, biological process: proteolysis. Bases 213 to 2552 code for a protein of 779 amino acids. The transcript has 10 exons. NCBI's taxonomy places the organism in Eukaryota, Viridiplantae, Streptophyta, Magnoliopsida, Poales, Poaceae. The record is from RefSeq and is a predicted model, not a curated record. Gene Ontology annotation, molecular function: serine-type endopeptidase activity.
GAGAAGGUCAGAAAAUGAUCCCGCCACCACAUGCCCCACCGAUCUCCUCCAGUUGACUUGUUGAGGCGCGCGUACCUCGUCGUCGUCUUGGUCGACUCUCCAUGGAUCCAUCUGUAUAAAUUCCAUGGCGGGCGACCGGAGAUAUAUAGCAGCUAGCACCAGAAACCCUAGCUGGGAGAGCCUGAGACCACCGGCCGGCGAGGCGAAAUAAGAUGGGGAGAGGAGCUGGCCGCGCUCUGCCUCUGCUGCUCGCCGUGGCGCUCCUCCUCGCGGUGCACACCACGCCGGCGUCGGCUCUCACCAAGUCUUACUUGGUGAUGGCCAGCCAGCGGCCGGCCUCUUGGUCCGCUCUGCUCACUCCAAUCACCAGCCAGUUCCGGAUAUUCUACACCUUCGAACAAAUCAACGGGAUCGGGCUGCAGAUCAACAUCGACUUCGUACCAGCCCUCAAACUGCUCCCAGGGGUACUGGUGAUCCAAGACAAGCUCCGCGAGGUCCAAACGACCCACUCGUGGAGGUUCCUCGGGCUUGAGGGUUCAGACGGCAGGCCGAUCAACGAGUGGGAAAACGUUGCCAACUUCGGCGAGGGAGUCAUCAUCGCCAAUGUCGACACGGGCGUAUCACCCACAUCUGCAAGCUUCAGGGACGACGGUAGCUUGCCCAAACCGUCUCGCUGGAACGGUGGAUGCCAAGGCUACUCCGGCUGCAACAACAAGUUGAUCGGCGCGAGGCUGUUCAACGAGGGCAUGAAGGCGAUGAGCGCGGAGGAGGGAGGCGUCAACAGGCAGCAGCUGAACGAGACCGAUCUGAACUCGCCGUGGGACUUCGUGGGGCACGGCACGCACACGCUGUCCACGGCGGGGGGCAACCUCGUCCCCGGCGUCGGCGCCUUCGGCCGCGGGACGGGCACGGCCAAGGGCGGCUCGCCGCGGGCGCACGUGGCCUCGUACAAGGCGUGCUUCGAAGCGGGGUGCUCCGACCUGGACAUCCUCAUGGCCAUACUCACGGCGGUGGCGGACGGCGUGCAUGUGCUCUCGCUCUCCCUCGGUGCCCCGGCCGCCGACUAUGUCUCCGACGUCAUGGCGAUUGGCACGGCCUACGCUGUCACCCAGUUGGUCGUCGUUGUGGCGGCAGCCGGCAACUCGGGCCCGGCGGCAGGCUCGGUCAGCAAUGUGGCUCCUUGGAUGCUAACGGUGGGUGCUAGCACCAUGGACCGAAUCUUCCCCGCCGAUAUCGUCAUCGGUGCCAAGACUAUCACGGGUCAAAGUCUAUCAAACAGCACCCUGCCUGCCAACCAGCCAAUUGCGAUGAUUAGCGGGGAGAAUGCCAAUGCUGCGGGCCAAUCAGUAGCUAGCUCGGUGUCGUGCCUGCCGGGCUCCCUGGACCCUGCCAAGGUGGCGGGCAAGAUAGUUGUGUGCACAGGAUCAAGAGGCCGAGGCGCCAAGGGGCAGGUGGUGAAGCAGGCCGGCGGCGUCGGCAUGGUCCUCUGCAACGACGCCGCCAGCGGAGCCAGCAUCAUCACCGACCCGCAUAUCGUCCCCACGGCUCACUGCUCCUACUCCCAAUGCCAGGAGAUCUUCAACUACCUCCAGUCCACCGGAUCGCCGUCGGGUUACAUCAAGACGAGGGACGCAGAGGUUGGUGUGAAACCGUCGCCGAUGAUGGCGGCAUUCUCAUCCCGUGGGCCCAACACCAUCACCCCUCAGAUCCUCAAGCCUGACAUCACGGCGCCAGGCGUGGGCGUGAUCGCCGCAGUGAGCGAGGAGGUCUCGCCGACCGGCCUGCUUUCCGACGGCCGCCGUGUCCCCUACGGCGUAAUGACCGGCACCUCCAUGGCGUGCCCGCACGUGGCGGGCAUCGCCGGCUUGCUCAGGGCGAGGUACCCGAAAUGGAACCCGAACAUGAUCUAUUCAGCCAUCAUGACCACAGCCAGCAGGGGAGCCAACGACUACAACGCUAUCCGGGACGAGACCGGCGGUGCCGCCACGCCGUUCAGCUACGGCUCGGGCCACGUGAACCCGGCCAGGGCGCUGGACCCGGGCCUGGUGUACGACACCACGACGCACGACUACGCCAACUUCAUCUGCUCCAUGAAACCCACCAACACCCAUGGCCAGCUCCCGGUGUCGCUCCCGCUCCCGCUCGAGGAGCUCUCGACCCUGCUCAUUGGCAUGUUCGACGGCACCGACUCCAACCCGUUCGAGUGCAGCAAAGGCAUCAACCGCCCUGAGGAUCUCAACUACCCGUCCAUCUCGGUGGCCUGCCUGCCCCGCUCCGGCAGCGCCGUCACCGUGAAGCGCAGGGUGAAGAACGUGGGUGGCGGGGCGGUGACGUACAGGGUGAGCGUCACACAACCGGCCGGGGUGAAGGUCAGCGUGAACCCCAACACGUUGAGCUUCAGUGGGAAGAUCGAGGAGGAGAAACACUUCACGGUGACUCUCCUGGUCUAUGACGCCACCACGGCUGCCGACUACGUGUUCGGCGGCAUGGAGUGGCUAGAUGGGAACCACCGUGUAUGGAGCCCCAUAGUGGCCACCACCAAGUGUGUCUAGCGUUUCGACUCAAUUGGUACCAGCAAUAAAAUUGAUGAAUUACCUUUUUAAUACCGGUAAAGGUUGGUAGUCUACGUAGGCUAUGUGGUUGGCAAAACAGAAUGAAGUAAAAGUAUGGCGCAAGCAACCA